Hippocampus zosterae (dwarf seahorse) is the source of this 2664-nucleotide messenger RNA. RefSeq names its product testis and ovary specific TOPAZ 1 (gene topaz1). The transcript has 18 exons. Lineage: Eukaryota; Metazoa; Chordata; Actinopteri; Syngnathiformes; Syngnathidae. The coding region runs from base 803 to 2488 and encodes 561 amino acids. The record is from RefSeq and is a predicted model, not a curated record. Gene Ontology annotation, biological process: spermatid development; spermatocyte division.
CAGUCCUCCCAUCAGCAGUUCUGAUCAUGACGAUGACGAAUCCUUCAACGGCGAGGGCCGGUCGCCUUCCUCUAGUGACCAAGGAUCGCCUUCGACUGAGCUAGCAGAAUGCUGUCCAAGCGAAUCCGGGACAGGUGGUGGCGCUCAUUUGGGCGUUUUGGACGAGUUCACGGCAUAUCAACGGGACAUCCUGCUUAUUGAUGUGGACCACGACGACUCGGAGCUCUUUGACAUCCUACCCCAGGAGAGUCCGCUGAAACUGGGUUCCAACAUAGUUCACAAAAACCCAAAGACUUUGACCGCAUAUGGAGCGUCGCAGACCUUCAAACAAAGUUGGACCCCAGUUAAUAUAAAUCGUCCGUGCGACAGCUCAGACAACGAGGAGAACCCGAGCAGGCCCUGGCGGCCUAAGAAGAGCAACACUUCUCCCAAAAGCCAACGCAACCUAUACGGAAAAGAAAUCGCCACCAAACCGAUGGUAGUGGAUCAAAACUCAGUUCGGGUUAUUACAUAGACACCGACAGCGUUUUAAUUGUUACUUUCGGUGAUUGAACAGGACGCAUCUUACGCCGGCAGAGAUCGCAUAAGCGCAGACAUCCAGGAAAGGGACGCGCAAGUUGAGGCAGAGAGCCAAUCGCGUCACCCCGUCCCUCCGCUCGGGCCAGCGUGGAAAGGUCCAUCGAGGCCAAAAACUGCAAACAAGACUGAUCUGAGGUGUCCGAAAAUUAAUUUUUACUGCAACGUGUUCUUCGGUGGAUCGCAGUCCUGUCACGACAACAUAUGCCGCUUUCUGCAUGUGCCGAUGAAGGGCGACGAGAAGUUCUGUGUCAACACAGUGUCGCGUUUCACCAAAAAUCCAUUGUGCCUCCAGAAAGCAGUGGCUUUGUUCACAAGCUACUACCAGCACAACAUCCCCGGAAUGUUUUUCUCCGUGCCCGUGUUUCUCUCCCUCCUCUGGACUCUGCUGAAAGCGGACAUCAUAGCUGAUGUUCUGUCGGUGCUCUGUGUCGCCUUGGCUCAUAAAAUCGUGCCUACUCAUGAGUUCCUGCUCGCUCUUUUCACCUGUGUGAGAGAAAAAGGCUUCACAAGCGGCGUGCCUCGCCUCCUGCAGCUAACAUACAAGAUGGCCAGUGAAAAUCUAAUGCUGAGCUUGGAUUGCUUCGAUGGUGUUCGAAACAUUCCCGAAUUCCAGCAGAUCAUUGAUCCAAAUGUGCCUGAUUGUCAAAGACCAUCUGUGUCCGACGGCGUGCCCAUUUCAUGCUCCUUGAUCUUGGCCCAUGUCAUUGUGGAGAUCGAGCUUUGUACACAGCAAGAGGACUGGUGCUGCCUGGGGAAAGCCUUUCGCUCCGUUUGCACACCCUGCCAACAUCCCAGCCAAGUGGAGCGCAUCAGCGGGCAUGUCGCUGUCGCUCUUCUGUCCAAGACCAAAGACAAUCUGUCUGUGCCAUUUGCGGCGUUUGCUGAGACAACUUGUCCCACUGAAGAUCCAAACUCCCUGUUGAUGGGUUUCAUUGGCAGAAUUGGAGUCUCUCUCAUGCAAAGAUACCAUAAAACUCAACAGUGGGCCAAGGGUCGGAGUCUGAUGGAGGUGCUGACCCGGUUUAAGAUCAACUACUCGAUGCAGAGAGGUUUGUUUGCCAAUGAGGACGGCGGCUCACGCUGCAACCUGAUCACCUUGGCAGCAGAGCUCUUCUUCCUCGGCGGCAGCCUGGAAGGAGCUCUGCAAACUCUCCGAGAAAGCAAGUGGUUUGUGAGUUCAAACAUUUGGCCGUGUAAGGAGCCCGACCUGGAGAGAAGAAGUCGCCUACUCGCCCAUCUGGCUGAGAAAGCCUCACACAGAGAUGCAUUAGAGGUCCUGCGUAAUCUCCCGGGAAUACAAAAGCCUAACGACCAGGUUGACAUCUCUAAAUACACCCCCUUGUUUAAUACUCACCUGCAAGUGUGUGUGGACAGACUGGUGCUCCCCGUGGCCUCAGACUUGGCGUACUUAAUGCUUUCCAGAAAGGUACCCGUAGAUGGCGCUGUGCUGCAGGCGCUUUUGCACAAGCUAGGGAAACAAAACCAGUGGCAACGUGCGCGCGAACUCUUCGGGCGCUCUCUAACCGCCGGCCAUUACCCAGCUGUGUCGGCCCCCGCUGAGUUCAUGUCCCUGAUCGUUCCCAGUCAACUGGGGGAGGUGGAACUAGCUCUCACAUUUGAGAUGUUCAUCACUGUCAAUGCUUCAUUCAUUCUCCCCCUUCCUGAGAUGACACCCGCCACCUUCAACAUCAUCCUGAAAAGGAGUCAGGAGAGCGAGAAAGAGUACCUCUCAGCUGGUAGCCGCCUGCUCUCAGCGGCCCUCAUUCCUCAGCCCAAUCUGGAGGUCCACUACAUCACUGUAAACUCCUCACAGGAACAAGUCUUCACACUUAGCGUUGCCUCGGCCCUACGAUGGCUGCGUAGAAAUCAGAUGUGGGCAAACAAGUUGUGGAGUGAGUUUAUAAAGUAAGUAAGUAAAAAAAAAAAAAGAAGAAUUUCAUAAAGUAAUGCAAUGUAAGCGUUAUUGUUUUGACAAUAGUGUGAUUGGUUUAUUGUAUGAGCUAUGUAAGUAUUGUUACUGUACUUUGUAUAGUUUGGUUGUCAUACUUUUACAAAAUGUUCUCAGUGUUCAGGUAUAAAGUUCUA